Molecule: messenger RNA, 1326 nt
Organism: Cynocephalus volans (Philippine flying lemur)
Lineage: Eukaryota; Metazoa; Chordata; Mammalia; Dermoptera; Cynocephalidae
Gene: LRRC17
Product: leucine rich repeat containing 17
Exons: 3
Coding region: 1-1326 (441 amino acids)
Biological process (GO): excitatory synapse assembly; postsynaptic density protein 95 clustering; modulation of chemical synaptic transmission
Cellular component (GO): plasma membrane; postsynaptic density membrane; glutamatergic synapse
Molecular function (GO): protein binding
Source: RefSeq, a predicted model, not a curated record
AUGCGCGUGGUUACCAUUGUGAUUCUGCUCUGCUUUUGCAAAGCUGCUGAGCUGCGCAAAGCAAGCCCUGGGGGUGUGAGAAGCCGAGAGAAUCAUGGCCGGGCGGGUGGAGGCCGAAGAGGCUCCAACCCAGUCAAACGCUAUGCUCCAGGCCUCCCCUGUGACAUGUACAUGUAUCUCCAUGAGAAAUACUUAGAUUGUCAAGAAAGAAAAUUACUUUAUGUGCUGCCAGGCUGGCCUGAGGAUUUGCUGCACAUGCUAUUAGCAAGAAACAAGAUCCGCAUAUUGAAGAACAACAUGUUUUCCAAGUUUAAAAAGCUGAAAAGCCUGGAUCUACAACAGAAUGAGAUUUCCAAAAUUGAGAGUGAGGCAUUUUUUGGUUUAAACAGACUUACCACCCUCUUACUGCAGCAUAACCAGAUCAAAGUCUUGACAGAGGAGGUGUUCAUUUACACGCCUCUCCUGAGCUACCUGCGUCUUUAUGACAACCCCUGGAGCUGUACUUGUGAGAUAGAAACCCUGGUUUCCAUGUUGCAGAUUCCAAGGAACCGGAAUUUGGGGAACUAUGCCAAGUGUGAAAGCCCAGAAGAACUAAAAAAUAAAAAACUGCGGCAGAUAACAUCUGAACAGUUAUGUAAUGAGGAAGAAAAGGAACAAUUGGACCCGAGACCCCAAGUGUCAGGCAGACCUCCAGUCAUCAAGCCUGAGGUAGACUCAACUCUUUGCUACAAUUACGUGUUUCCCAUACAAACACUGGACUGCAAAAGGAAAGAGCUGAAGAAAAUUCCAAACAACAUCCCUCCAGAUAUUGUUAAACUUGACUUGUCAUACAAUAAAAUCAAGCAACUUCGACCCAAGGAAUUUGAAGAUGUUCAUGAGCUAAAGAAAUUAAUCCUCAGCAGCAAUGGCAUUGAAUUCAUAGAUCCUGCUGCUUUUUUAGGGCUCACACAUUUAGAAGAGUUAGAUUUAUCAAACAACAGUCUGCAAAACUUUGACUACGGAGUAUUAGAAGACUUGUAUUUUUUGAAACUCUUAUGGCUCAGAGAUAACCCUUGGAGAUGUGACUACAACAUCCACUACCUCUACUACUGGUUAAAGCACCACUACAAUGUCCAUUAUAAUGGCCUGGAGUGCAAAAUGCCUGAAGAAUACAAAGGGUGGUCUGUGGGAAAAUAUGUUCGAAGUUACUAUGAAGAAUGCCCCAAAGACAAGUUACCAGCAUACCCUGAGACUUUUGACCAAGAUGCAGAAGAUGAUGAAUGGGAAAAAAUACAUAGAGAUCACACGACAAAGAAGCAAAGUGUGAGAAUCACUAUAGUGGGAUAA